Sinocyclocheilus rhinocerous is the source of this 930-nucleotide messenger RNA. RefSeq names its product calcium homeostasis modulator protein 2-like. The transcript has 2 exons. Gene Ontology annotation, cellular component: plasma membrane. The record is from RefSeq and is a predicted model, not a curated record. NCBI's taxonomy places the organism in Eukaryota, Metazoa, Chordata, Actinopteri, Cypriniformes, Cyprinidae. The coding region runs from base 1 to 930 and encodes 309 amino acids. Gene Ontology annotation, molecular function: monoatomic cation channel activity.
AUGUCUGCUUUCCUCUCAGAAUACAUCAAAUUUAUAGCACUUUACUUCAAGAGUAAGGAUGUCAUGGUCUUCAAUGGCCUCAUUGGUUUAGGAACAGUGGUUGGUCAGACAGCAUACAACAUCUUAGCUUUCAACUGUCCAUGUUUACCAAAGAAGAAUUACCUGUACGGCCUGGCUGCCAUUGGUGUACCAGCCCUGGCUUUCUUUGUUAUUGGGGUGAUGCUCAAUCGAAAUACCUGGGACAUUGUGUCAGAGUGUCGGACCAGAAGAUGCAUGAAAUUUUCGGUGACUGCUGCUUUUGCUCUGCUGGGCUCCAUUGUGGGCAGAGCAGUCGUUGCCCCUGUCACCUGGACUGUAAUUUCCCUCCUGAGAGGAGAGGCGUAUGUCUGUGCUUUCAGUGAGUUCAUGAACCCCUCAUCUUUGGACAACAUAUUUUUAACUACACCUGGUCCAGAGAUCAUGGCCCGGUUUCCAUGUAAAGAUGUACCUGCUCUAUUUAUGAACUACUCGGGAGAGGUUGAACGCAAGCUAAAGUAUGAAUCCCAGCUUUUGGGCUGGUUGCUGGUGGGAAUCAUCUCUCUCGCUGUCUUUCUGCUCCUCUGUCUGAAAAACUGCUGCUCUCCGCUUGGCUAUCAGCAGGAGGCAUACUGGUCCCAGUACUGCUCCAGCGAACAAGCUCUUUUCCAGCGUACGGCUGAAGUACAUGCUAAAUACCAUGCGGCUGAAAAUGUCAAGAGUUUCUUUGGCUUUGUGGCCUUGGAAAAUCAGGAGAAGCAGCUUCUAGCAGACUGCAAGGGAAUCAAGAGCGUCAUUCCUAGACUGGAGUGGAACCGCGUCACUGGGGUUUACAUGUACAGAGAGAUCGAUGACACUCCCAUCUACAGCCGCUUAAACAAAUGGACCAUGUAUACAACUGAACAUGACUGUUAA